Molecule: messenger RNA, 2182 nt
Organism: Racocetra persica
Lineage: Eukaryota; Fungi; Glomeromycota; Glomeromycetes; Diversisporales; Gigasporaceae
Source: the annotation of a GenBank genome assembly
AGAGGGAUGGGCAAAAGUUAGAGAAGAUGGACGCAAGAAUAAGGAUGAUAGUAGGGGUGAAGAAGUGGAUAAUCUUGUUGCGCUGGAAUCUGCUGCGCAAGCUGCAGGUAAAGGAAUAUGGGGAGAUAAAGACAAGUAUUCUCGCAAUGUCAAUUAUAUCUUACAAGAGGAUGCUCGAACGUAUUUGAACAAAUAUAAAGGUUUAAAAAUUGAUGGCAUUAUUGAACAAGUACGAGAUGGGUCUAGUCUUCGCGUCUUAUUAAUUCCUCCAACACCUGCGCCCCAACAAUAUUUAAAUAUAAACAUAUCCGGGAUAAAAGCCCCUACUGUACGGAAGGACAUUCCAGAUGUAGAAGAUCUCGUGGAACCUUAUGGUGAAGAGGCGAAAUAUUUCGUUGAAUCAAGAUUGUUACAAAGGAAUGUAAAGGUGAUACUAGAGGGGCUGUCUGGAAACAACCAAGCCUUCUAUGCAACCAUUUUACAUCCUGCAGGAAAUAUUGCAGAAUCUCUUGUAGCUGUAGGGUUGGGCAAAGUUGCAGAUUGGAGUAUUACCGUAGUUACAGAUGGUCCAAUUAAAUUGCGCGAAGCCGAAAAGAAAGCCAAAGAAAAGAGACUACGUCUUUGGCAAGACCACGUUGUCAGAAGUAAAGCUGGAGGCGACGAUCAUGAGUUUGAAGGCACUGUCACACGUAUAGUCUCUGGUGACACUCUUCAUGUAAGAGUAAAUCGCACUGGAGUUGAAAAAAAAUUACAAUUAUCUAGCAUUCGACAGCCAAAACCCAAAGAUCCCAAGUUUCCAGAAUAUAAUUUUGAAGCUAAAGAAUUCUUAAGAAAGAAAUUAAUUGGUAAAGCUGUCAAAGUAAUUAUUGACUAUCAAAAGCCCGCUUCUGAUGGAUAUGAAGCAAAGGAAUGUGCCACGAUUAAACUUGGGGAGUUUAAUCCAGCGGAGGCGCUUGUCGAACGAGGGUUGGCACAAAUUAUUCGACACAAAAAGGAUGACGAAGAUCGCUCUAGUUGUUAUGACCAACUUUUAAUGGCUGACCAAAAUGAUGCUUCAGAGUCUUCAGCGAGAGCUCGUCAAUUUUUACAUUCUUUGCAACGAUAUGGUCGCGUUCCCGGUGUUGUUGACUUUGUAAACAACGGAUCAAGAUUUAAGAUUUAUAUCACUAAAGAAAGUUAUAAACUAACGUUUGUACUUAGUGGCAUACGCUGUCCUCGACCUGGUCGUACUCCUGCAGAUAAAUCUGAGCCAUUUUCUGUUGAAGCACUUGAAUUUGCGACACGUAAAGUAUUACAACGCGAUGUUGAGAUAGAGGUGGAAAAUGUUGAUAAAGUAGGCGGAUUUAUAGGUUCAUUGUGGUUAAAUAAGACAGAAAAUUUUGCAAUAUUGCUACUUCAAGAGGGUCUUGCAACUAUUCAUUCGUUCAGUGCUGAUCAAAGCCCCUACUCUAGAGAACUAUAUGCUGCUGAGCAAAUUGCCAAAGACGAGAAAAAAAAUAUUUGGGCAUUACAAGAUUCGAGUAUUAUAAGUGAAAUAGAUGUCGCAGUAACUGCCGAUGAAACUGAACCCCGCAAAGAAUAUGUGGAUGUUGUAGUUUCAGAAAUCAUUUCAGGAGGGCAUUUUUAUGUUCAAGUUGUCAACGAUAGCAACAUUCGUAGUUUGGAAAAGAUGAUGUAUCGUGCUAGAAUAAGAAAGAAUAUUCCAGAAAAAGAGAGCGUAGAAGUUGUAUACAUUGAUUAUGGAAACUCAGAAACUAUUCCGUUAUCCCGAAUUCGAUCGAUUCCUGAUAAUUUUAAGCAAUUACCUCCACAUGCGUACGAGGCAGUGCUCUCUUUUUUAAAAGUACCAGACCGCGAGGCUGACUAUGGUGGCGAAGCCUACGAAAGACUACGAGACUUUGUUGGUUCCAAACAGCUUGUUGCAAAUAUCGAUCAUCGAGAUAAUAAUAUACUCCAUCUUACUUUAUAUGAUCCAGCACAAUCCGAAUCGUCUGAUGCGUCAAUCAAUGCUGAAAUGGUUCGUGAUGGAUUAGCAUUGGUAAAUAAUAAAUUGGGAUAUAUUAAAAAAUAUCUGAAUGUGGUUAAGAAGUUGCUUGAGGUACAGGAACAGGCGAAAAAGGAUAGGGUAGGAAUGUUCGAAUAUGGUGACGUUACUGCUGAUGAUGACGAAAGAGAUUAUUAA